Messenger RNA from Carlito syrichta (Philippine tarsier), 1405 nucleotides. RefSeq names its product chromosome unknown C18orf54 homolog (gene CUNH18orf54). The record is from RefSeq and is a predicted model, not a curated record. The transcript has 8 exons. Lineage: Eukaryota; Metazoa; Chordata; Mammalia; Primates; Tarsiidae. Bases 185 to 1303 code for a protein of 372 amino acids.
GAGGUGCUGCCGGGAGUGCCGGGUAUUGUGCUGUCACAGAGCUUAUCACCAGAGGAAAAAGGCUUCGCAAGUAGUUCUCGAACUUUAAGAAAGAGAUUGGAGUGUUCUUUCCUUGGCGUUUUUCGUGUAUAUUCUCAGUUGUUUUUAAGGGAAACGAGUAGAAAUAACCCGCUCUGAGGAAACCAUGGCAAAACCAGACCCAAAACGCAGGGUGUGUUCUCGGGAGUCGUCGGUGUCUUCUCUGCUAGCGAGCUGCAGCCUGAGCGGCAGCCAUUCCUCUCAUUCUGCUGGCUGCUUUCACUACAAGGAUAAACUGUACAGCUCUGCGUCUCAGGCUCUGCAGGCCUAUAUCGACGACUUUGAUCGAAGCCGAAUGUGUCCCGGUGCAAGCCCUGGAAAAGUGAUCGUUAAUGGCGGUUCUACCAACAGGCCGCAAUUCUCCAACUAUAUUUAUAAGCCAAACAGUGCUUUUGAAAAUCCUGAUCACAAAAAGCACUCAAACUCUCUAUCCUAUAGAAGACAGACUGUUAAUGACAUAGACUCCAUUAGCCUAACAACUGAUGAUCUAUUAAAACUUCCAGCAGAUGGAUCGUUUUCUUUCACUUAUGUUGGACCAAGUCAUCGAAUGGUUAAGAAAAACAAGAAGUUCAUUAGAAGACUGGAUUUGUUUGACACUGAAAAGAAUUCAGAUUUUCAAGACCCCUCCACUUCCGUGGACAAGGAUACCUUAGUCACUCCUGUUGUGUGCACAAAUAGAAAUGGAAAGCAAAGUGGUGACAAAAUUGAACUGCUUAUCCUGAAGGCCAAGAGAAAUCUAGAGCAGUGUACUGAAGAAUUACCAAAGUCUGUGGAAAAGGAUGGCAGUCCUUGCUCAUUAGACAAACUUGAAGCAGAAAGAUCAUGGGAAAAUAUUCCUGUUACUUUCAAAGCUCCUGUUCCUGUUCCCUCUGAUGAUAGUCCUCAACACACUUCAGGGGCAAAGUGUGCUAAAGGAGUUCUUGAGGACUUUUUAAACAGUGAUGAUCAGACCUGUACUCUUUCUGGAGGCAAACAUCAUGGUCCUGUUGAAGCCCUGAAACAAAUGUUAUUCAAUCUUCAAGCAGUACAAGAAAGUUUUAAUCAGAAUAAAACCACAGAGCCAGAAAAAGAGACUAUGCAAGUUUCAGAAGAUGAUUUCUCUAAAUUACAGUUGAAAGAAAGUAUGAUUCCUAUUACUAGGUCACUUCAAAAGGCUUUGCACCAUUUAUCUCGCCUGAGAGACCUAGUUGAUGAUUCCAGUGGAAAACAGUCACCGAAAAUGUGAAGAGGAAAAUAAAAUCUUCACCACAACAAAUAGUCACCAUGGAACAAAUAUGUAUUUUUUUCUGUUACUUAAACUGACAAAGUAAUUAUAAGCAAUAUAUUA